Caenorhabditis remanei is the source of this 771-nucleotide messenger RNA. RefSeq lists its product as uncharacterized. Gene Ontology annotation, biological process: mitotic sister chromatid cohesion. The transcript has 4 exons. Lineage: Eukaryota; Metazoa; Nematoda; Chromadorea; Rhabditida; Rhabditidae. Bases 1 to 771 code for a protein of 256 amino acids. Gene Ontology annotation, cellular component: NatA complex. The record is from RefSeq and is a predicted model, not a curated record. Gene Ontology annotation, molecular function: acyltransferase activity, transferring groups other than amino-acyl groups.
AUGAGCGAUCAACCAGUGGAACCUGUGAAUAACAUCAACGAUGAGCACGCAAAUGUUGAGACGGAGCCUACAUUGAGCAAAAGUGCCAAGAAAAGAGCCAAAAAACAGCAGAAGAAGGCCUCUGAAAGUGCUGAUGACCAACCAGGUACGGAAAAAAUCGAUGGGGAAACAAGUGAUGGACCAAAAGAGACAACCGAUGAGAAGACAGUCGACAAGGUGGUUCCAAAGAAGAAGGAUCCAGUUGAAAUGCUUGUGCCAAUGAUUAAGAAGUUCGAUGUUAACGGAAAACCUGUAAGGACAAUCGCUGGACAUGGGAGCGUUUAUCUUGGUGAAAUCACUCCGCACAAUAUUUUGCAACUCAAGAAGCUCAACGAGGCCGUCUUUCCGAUUGCUUACAACGACAAGUUCUACGUGGAGGCUCGCACCUGUGGAGACCUUGGCCGUCUUGCCUACUACAACGAUGUCGUCGUUGGCGCUGUCUGCUGUCGUAUCGAUGAUAUCUCUGACGAAAAAUCAUUGUAUCUGAUGACACUUGGAACCCUGGCUGCAUACCGGCAAUGUGGCAUUGGCACGCAUCUCAUCUACUACGCCCUAAAAUUGUGCAAGAAGAUGGAAGAAAUUAAGACAAUGUACUUACAUGUUCAGGUCAAUAACCAAACAGCUGUUCAGUUCUACGAGAGACAUGGAUUCACCAACGACGGAAUCAUUGAGGACUACUAUCGUAUCAGCCCGCGAGACGCCUACUUGCUCAUUAAGCGUAUCCGCAUGUAG